Messenger RNA from Phalacrocorax carbo (great cormorant), 2527 nucleotides. Lineage: Eukaryota; Metazoa; Chordata; Aves; Suliformes; Phalacrocoracidae. The record is from RefSeq and is a predicted model, not a curated record.
AGCAGCGCCGGGCCAUGGGGCGGCCGGGGGGGCUCCUGCUGCUGCCGCUGCUGCUGGCGACCCCGGUGGGGGCCGGGGCGGCCUCCCCAGGGUCCUGCGAGCCCCAGGCGUCCUGCGAGGCGUGUGUCCGCUCCCACCCGCUAUGCGCCUGGUGCGAGGACCCGGAUUUCACGCGGGGGGGCCAGGCCGAGGCCACGCGCUGCGGCCCGCGGGAGGCGCUGGAGCGCGCCGGGUGCCCCCCCCGCGCCGUGGUGCAGCCCCGCGGCGGCGUGCGGGUGCUGGCGGACGCGGAGCUGGGGGGCGGGGGCGGCCGGGGGGGGCCCACCCAGCUGCGGCCCCAGAGCGUCCGGCUGCUGCUGCGGCCCGGGGAGGAGCAGAGCUUCCAGGUGCGCUUCCGGCGGGCGCAGGGUCACCCCGUGGACCUCUACUACCUGAUGGACCUCUCCUACUCCAUGCGGGACGACCUGGAGAACGUCCGCAAGCUGGGCAGCGACCUCCUGGCCGCCCUGCGCAACGUCACCUCCUCCGUCCGCAUCGGUUUCGGUUCGUUCGUGGACAAGACGGUGCUGCCUUACGUCAGCACGGUGCCCUCCAAGCUGCAAAACCCCUGCCCGGAGCGGCGGGAGCCCUGCGACCCCCCGGCCGCCUUCCGCCACGUGCUCUCGCUGACGGCCGACGCCGGGGAGUUCGCCCAGCGCGUCAGCGGCCAGCGCAUCUCCGGCAACCUGGACGCGCCCGAGGGGGGCUUCGACGCCAUCAUGCAGGUGGCGGUCUGCGAGGAGCGCAUCGGCUGGCGCCCGGUCACGCGCCUGCUGGUCUUCGCCUCCGACGACACCUUCCACACGGCGGGGGACGGCAAACUGGGCGGCAUCGUCACGCCCAGCGACACCCGCUGCCACCUCGACGCCAGCGGCGUUCUACUCCAAAAGCCACCUCUAUGAUUACCCUCGGUGGGACACUUGGCCCAGGUGCUCUCGGCCGCCAACAUCCAGCCCAUCUUCGCCGUGACGGGACCCACCGUGCCCGUCUACCAGGAGCUGAGCCGCCUGAUCCCCAAGUCCGUGGUGGGGGAGCUGCGGGAGGACUCCAGCAACGUGGUGCAGCUCAUCGCCGACGCCUACAACAGCCUCUCGUCCACGGUGGAGCUGCAGCACUCGCCGCUGCCCCCCGGCAUCAGCCUCAGCUACGAGUCCCACUGCGGGGGCCCCCCCGGCCCCCCCAGCCCCAGCGGCUUCUGCGCCGGCGUCCGCGUCAACCAGGAGGUGACCUUCACGGUGCGGGUGCGGGCGGGCGCCUGCCUGGGGUCCCCCCAGCGCGUGGGGCUGCGGGUGCUGGGCUUCGCCGAGGAGCUGAGCCUGGAGCUGGGCACCCUCUGCGAGUGCCCCUGCGCCCACCGCCAGCCCCAGACGCCCCUCUGCCACGGCGGGGACCUGCUCUGCGGGGUCUGCAGGUGCCCGGGGGGCCGCCAGGGCCGUCGGUGCGAGUGCGAGGAGGGGGCGGCGGCGGCGGCGGAGGCGGCGGGGGGCUGCCGGCCCCCCAACAGCACGGGGCCCCCCUGCAGCGAGGGCCAGUGCGUGUGCGGCGCCUGCGAGUGCCCCCCCGGGCUCAGCGGGACCCUCUGCCAGUGCGACAGCAGCGCCUGCGAGCGCCACGGGGGGCUGCCCUGCGGAGGCCCGCAGCGGGGCGAGUGCGUGUGCGGGACGUGCCGGUGCCGCGAGGGCUUCGUGGGCAGCGGGUGCGGGUGCCCCGUGGCGCGGGAGGGCUGCGUGCGGGACGGCCGCGAGUGCAGCGGCCGCGGGCGCUGCGUGUGCGGGAGCUGCCUCUGCCAGCCCGGCUACGCGGGACCCCUCUGCGCGCGCUGCCCCGCCUGCCGCACCCCCUGCCAGCGCCGCCGGGACUGCGCCGACUGCGGCGCCUUCGGGCGGGGGCCGCUGCGGGGGAACUGCAGCCACGCUGUGCCCGCGCCCCCGCGCGCGCGCUGCCCGCGCCCCCCCGCGACCCCCCGCGGCUGGUGCCGCGAGCGGACCGAGGACGGCCGUCCUCCUCUUCCUCAUCGAGGGCGGGGGCGGCGACGGGGGGAGGAGGAGGAGGAGGAGGAGGAGGAGGAGGAGGACCGGGAGGUGACGCUGAUCGUCUGGGCUGAGGAGGGCGGGGCGGGGGUCGCGGGGGGGCUGGUGGCCGGGCUGGCGGCCGGGACGGUGGCGCUGGGGCUGCUGGCGCUGGGCCUCUCCCGCCUCGCCCUGGAGCUCUGCGACCGCCGCGAGUUCCAGCGCUUCCAGCGCGAACGGCAGCGCGCCCGCUGGGCCGAGAACAACCCCCUCUUCAGGAGCGCCACCACCACCACCGUCAACCCCCACUACGUGCCGGAGUGAGGGGACAGCGGGGGGAGACCCCCCCCCCCCGCAAAACCACCCCGGGUGGCACCGACCCCCCCCCCAUCCCCAGAGACCCCCACCCCCCACUUUAUGUACCCCCCCCCCUCAUUUUGUACAAGACCCUCAAUAAAAGGAGCCACCCUGACACCGUC